Molecule: messenger RNA, 1143 nt
Organism: Microsporum canis CBS 113480
Lineage: Eukaryota; Fungi; Ascomycota; Eurotiomycetes; Onygenales; Arthrodermataceae
Product: SWIRM domain-containing protein
Exons: 1
Coding region: 1-1143 (380 amino acids)
Biological process (GO): regulation of transcription by RNA polymerase II; chromatin remodeling
Cellular component (GO): SAGA-type complex; nucleus
Molecular function (GO): chromatin binding; protein binding; transcription coactivator activity
Source: RefSeq, a predicted model, not a curated record
AUGAAUCGCUUACCACCCGUCGCCAGCCUGAUGUCUCCUCCAGAGCCAAAGCCCCACGAUUCCUUUAACCGAACCCUCUCGCCCUGCGUGUCACAGCAGUCCUCCUUCGAAAGAGAAAACAAACUACCCCCAAUCUCGGAAGAUCGCAAAAGAAAGCAGUCAGAGAUGAUGGAUCUGCCAUCGCCACCCGUCACACCAUACGUCGAGAACAAGAAACAGCGUACCGGCGACGACGAGCCGGUCGAUAGAGAGGGUGGCACGGUCAGCAACAGCCGGGAUCCCGUCCUCUUCCCUCGCUCUGAUGAGAGUUCUACCGCCAUCCCGAACGACGAGCCACUCUUCAGCUCUGACGAGGCCACUGUCGCUGGCAUUGACGAACACAUCGCCACCAACUCAUACAAACUCCAGCUGCCGGAGAAGAUCCAACCGCCAAGCCGUCAUGAGUAUCUCUACUUCUGGUCCUGGGUCACCACACAGUACAAUGCAAACCCAGCCGCGUAUGCCAGAGAUGAACGAGCACGCUUGGACCGCCAGAUGUCCAUGAUGAAGCAGUAUCGACCCAUCGUGCCGUCGUCGACCAGCAAACUCAAGACCUUGGCUCCUGCUCCACAGUCAAAACGCAGGCCCAGCAGCUCGUCUCCUUCCUCCAACGAGGUAUCCCGGCCUGCUCGUCCAUCACGGGCUAGACGCACCCCCAAGUCGACGCCAAAGUCAAAGCCAGGAGAGUCGUUCGACCAGUUGCCCAAGCCAACCCGUGUAAUCGGUGCAAACCGUGACGAGACAGACUACCGCUUGCUUCCUAAUUUCUGUCCACCCAUUGAGACCCUCCGCGGCAAUACCAAGGGCCUCAAGGCCGACUGGAAGGGCCAAUUGCUCGAUCUCUCAGCUGACCCAGACCGAAAUGCCCUUGACCCUGCAGAGAUUAGCCUUGCUUCCACCUUACGCCUCUCUUGUGCUAGCUACCUCGCUAGUAAGCGCCGCAUCUUCGAGGCAAGAGUCAACGCAUUGCGAGCAGGCAAAGAGUUCCGCAAAACGGACGCUCAGCAGGCGUGUAAGAUCGACGUCAACAAGGCGAGCAAGUUAUGGACCGCAUACGAGAGAGUCGGAUGGUUGGCGGAGGAGCAUUUCCUCCAGUACAUCUAG